Molecule: messenger RNA, 6785 nt
Organism: Lemur catta (Ring-tailed lemur)
Lineage: Eukaryota; Metazoa; Chordata; Mammalia; Primates; Lemuridae
Gene: FZD5
Product: frizzled class receptor 5
Exons: 2
Coding region: 564-2321 (585 amino acids)
Biological process (GO): non-canonical Wnt signaling pathway; canonical Wnt signaling pathway
Cellular component (GO): plasma membrane
Molecular function (GO): Wnt-protein binding; Wnt receptor activity
Source: RefSeq, a predicted model, not a curated record
CCUUCGUCCGGCUACCGGACCCCGGUGGAACGCACGGCCUGCCCCUGCCCUGCUCUGUCUAGAUCAUGCAGGGGGCCCCUGAGAAGGAGAGGGCGAGUGACCGGUCUGCGCCGCCCAUGUUCUGGGGGCGCCCCCCUCUCUGAGACGCCCCCACCUGCUGCCAUAUGCCGCCGCCACGGAUACCCAGCCUGUAGCUAAACUUUCCCGGCGCCAGCCGGCUCUGAGUCGCGUUUCUGAGCGGAGUGUCCCGGGGACGGAGAACCCAGGCUGGCUGCGGACUAUCUGCUCCUCUCGGCGGGAUCCGUGGAGAGUCCUUUCCUUGGAACUGGAGCCCUAACCGUCCCUCCCCAGCCCUAUCCGGCGAGGAGCUGAGCGCUGCCAGCCGAGGCAGCGCCUUCCCGAAGCAGUUUAUCUUUGGACGGAUUUCUUUAAAGGAAAAAGAAACCAACAGGUUGCUAGCCCCGGCGCCACACACUGGACGCCGGAGGGGGGAGCCGGGCCGGGAUUCCUUUGCCUGCGUUGGCCCCUCUCGGGCUGCUGGAGGCGAGGGGAGGGAGGGGGCGAUGGCUCGGCCUGACCCGUCCGCGCCGCCCUCGCUGCUGCUGCUGCUCCUGGCGCAGCUGGCGGGCAGGGCGGCUGCCGCCUCCAAGGCCCCGGUGUGCCAGGAAAUCACGGUGCCCAUGUGCCGCGGCAUCGGCUACAACCUGACGCACAUGCCCAACCAGUUCAACCACGACACGCAGGACGAGGCGGGCCUGGAGGUGCACCAGUUCUGGCCGCUGGUGGAGAUCCACUGCUCGCCGGACCUGCGCUUCUUCCUGUGCUCCAUGUACACGCCCAUCUGCCUGCCCGACUACCACAAGCCGCUGCCGCCUUGCCGCUCCGUGUGCGAGCGCGCCAAGGCCGGCUGCUCGCCGCUCAUGCGCCAGUACGGCUUCGCCUGGCCCGAGCGCAUGAGCUGCGACCGCCUCCCGGUGCUGGGCCGCGACGCCGAGGUCCUGUGCAUGGAUUACAACCGCAGUGAGGCCACCACGGCGCCCCCCAGGCCCUUCCCGGCCAAGUCCACACUCCCAGGUCCUCCAGGGGCGCCGGCCUCCGGGGGCGAGUGCGCCGCCGGGGGCCCGUCGGUGUGCAAGUGCCGAGAGCCCUUCGUGCCCAUCCUGAAGGAGUCGCACCCGCUCUACAACAAGGUGCGGACGGGCCAGGUGCCCAACUGCGCGGUCCCCUGCUACCAGCCAUCCUUCAGCCCGGACGAGCGCACGUUCGCCACCUUCUGGAUUGGCCUGUGGUCGGUGCUGUGCUUCAUCUCCACGUCCACCACAGUGGCCACAUUCCUCAUUGACAUGGAACGCUUCCGCUACCCUGAGCGCCCCAUCAUCUUCCUGUCAGCCUGCUACCUUUGCGUGUCGCUUGGCUUCCUAGUGCGCCUGGUCGUGGGCCACGCCAGCGUCGCCUGCAGCCGUGAGCACAGCCACAUCCACUAUGAGACCACGGGCCCCGCGCUCUGCACCGUCGUCUUCCUGCUGGUCUACUUCUUCGGCAUGGCCAGCUCCAUCUGGUGGGUCAUCCUGUCGCUCACCUGGUUCUUGGCGGCUGGCAUGAAGUGGGGCAACGAGGCCAUCGCGGGCUAUGCGCAGUACUUCCACCUGGCCGCGUGGCUCAUCCCCAGCGUCAAGUCCAUAACGGCGCUGGCACUGAGCUCCGUGGACGGGGACCCGGUGGCCGGCAUCUGCUACGUGGGCAACCAGAACCUGAACUCGCUGCGCGGCUUCGUGUUGGGCCCGCUGGUGCUCUACCUGCUGGUGGGCACGCUCUUCCUCCUGGCGGGCUUCGUGUCGCUCUUCCGCAUCCGCAGUGUCAUCAAGCAGGGCGGCACCAAGACAGACAAGCUGGAGAAGCUCAUGAUCCGCAUCGGCAUCUUCACGCUGCUCUACACGGUGCCCGCCAGCAUCGUGGUGGCCUGCUACCUGUACGAGCAGCACUACCGCGAGAGCUGGGAGGCGGCCCUCACCUGCGCUUGCCCCGGCCCCGACGCCGGCCAGCCGCGCGCCAAGCCCGAGUACUGGGUGCUCAUGCUCAAGUACUUCAUGUGCCUCGUGGUGGGCAUCACGUCCGGCGUCUGGAUCUGGUCCGGCAAGACAGUGGAGUCGUGGCGGCGCUUCACCAGCCGCUGCUGCUGCCGCCCGCGGCGGGGCCACAAGAGCGGCGGCGCGAUGGCCGCCGGGGACUACUCCGAGGCGAGCGCGGCGCUCACGGGCAGGACCGGGCCGCCGGGCCCCGCCGCCGCCUACCACAAGCAGGUGUCCCUGUCGCACGUGUAGGAGGCCGCGGCCGGCCGAGGAACCCGAGGGACCCGGGCCGGGACGUUGAGGGGAGGGGUGGUUUUGUCUGAUAGUUUUGCCAAGGUCACUUCCGUUUACCUUCAUGGUGCUGAUGCCCCUCCCGGGGCAACUCGGAGAGAGGGAAAAGGGGCGGUUUCAAGGGCGUACCUGUCUCAGUUCUCAGAGGGGCUCAGCUCACGUGUAUUCUAUUUUGUGUUUCUUACUACCUUCCUUAGGGGAACCCUCUUUUUAAUUUAUAUGUAUUUUUCUUAAUUUGUAACUUUGUUGCAUUUUGGCAACAAAAUUUACCUUUGCUUUGGGGGCUUUACAAUCCUAAGGCUGGCAUUGUAAUGAAGUUCCACUUGGUUCAAGUUUCUUUGAACUGUGUGGUCUGAAUUGGGAAAAUGUAUUUCCUAUACGUGUAUCUUUUUUAAAAAUGUGAACAGUGAAAGUUUGGGUUGCUGUGACUGGGAAGUUGUCCGGUGUGCUUUUUCAGCUACUUUCUCCUUCCAUUGCCCACUUGUGUCCAAGAUGCUUUAAAGUGAGCUGCUGUUUAUAGCCCCACGUCAUACCAAGGAGGGGAUGAUAACGUGGUUAGGGCCUCCCAAAAGCGACAAGGUUAGGGGAGUGCUUAGUGGUUUUGUGUUCAUCCUUAGCUCUGUUUAGGGAGCUUUGGCUUUUUUUCUGUAGUGCUUGUAAUCAUUCUGAUUCUUAACAGCACAGCGUUGUGUCUUGAAUAAGUUAAAGGUAGCAUUAUCGAGUGUCUGGUAUAAAUAUUUGCAAUAGUGAGAACCUAAGGGGUGGUGAUUGAUUGCACUUGAAUUCUAGACUGGUGAGAUGGCAGCUUUGCGCCGAAGAGGGAGUGGGUGGUUCUUAAUAGGCUUCAGUGAUCCCUAUUUUUUUUUUUUUUAGAAAGGAACUUGUGGUAUAAUUUUGAUAAAAGUAUAAAACUCUCUUCUUCUGGAAGUACUGAGUGAGAGUUGCUAAAGGGGGCUCGUUUUAGAUGUAGGGACUAAAAUGGAUAUACUUCCAGUAAUUAAAGUAAAUUUCCAACACUUAUCUGCUCCCCUCAGCUCCACCUCCUUUAUCAUGUUAAACAGUCCUUUUGCUUUUCUUAUUCCUCCUCUCCUGGAGAGCUGUGAUUAGAAACCACACCCACCCUUGAAUGAAGUGCUUGAACUGGGGGAGGGAGGCUGGCUACCUGUGAACAAACACUGGCUGCAGUGAGGGAAAAUAAGUGUCCCUGGACUUUGGACUAGUUUAUAGCCAGAUAUUCUAAAAGCAGCAAGACACUGCUCUCUGGAAUCUCUGAGAACAAAUGAGACCCAUAACAUGCUUACAUAAGCUUUUAAAAUAUGGAUCAGUGUAAUAAUGCCAUCACAAGAGGGAAGCUGCUUUUUUCACCCCUACCUCUAUAUUUUUCUUUUCCUCCUCUUCUGAGAAAGCCUGUAUGUUGAUGAUUUUACACAAACACACACACACACACACAUGCUUCUUUGCUAUUAGAGAAUUCAGUUUGCUUUACUAAUGUUUAACCAUUCCUUCAUUCAUAUAUGAAAGCCUGUAUAUUGAUGAAUAUACACACAUACACACAGAGGUUUCUUUGCUAUUAGAAAAUUCUGUUUGCUUUUCUAAUCUGUUUAACCAUUCAUUCAUGAAGAGUGUGAGGCCAUUACUGGGGAAGGGGGGGUGACAGUACAUCAGCCAGCAAAAUACCAAUGGCCAGGAUUGAGUGGGGACUAAACUUAGGAAGCUGAAAUGGCCAAAGCAGUUAAAAUUUGAGAAAGCCGCCCUAGGAAAACCACUGGAGUCUAGACAUUUGGACCUCAUUUUAUACCAAAGUUGGGAAAAUAAAAUUUAAGCCUAGGUCAGUUUUUACUUCAUGGAUAUUAAGUAGACAAAUGCACAAUUCCCAUAGGGAAUUUAAACACUUGCUGGUGGGAGAAACCUAGUAUUAUAGCUUUAAGGACUCUCAAAAGCUGUUCACAUUUAUAAAAAUGCACUGCUCUUACACAACUUAUCCUCUGAAUCAAAACUAAAAUUUCAGUGUAUUUGACAAAGCCUAGUACACAUAGCUACAGAACUUUGUGCCUAUCUUAUUUCUCUGCUUAUUCUAGGAAGAGGCUUCUUCCUAGAAUCUUGAAAUAAAUCCCCUGCUUGUGUGCCAAUUCCUCUCCUGUUUUUCAAACGACCUUUUCUGAUCACCUUGAACUCUUCUCUCAUUUGUCUUCCCAGAAUGCCUUCAGUCAUCUGAUUUGGGGUUGUCCCCCCUUCCUUUUCUUUGUGGAGGAAUCUAGACAUGAUGGGCAGUGUACCCAAAAGUUGUGGGAUGAAGUGGAUGAAAGUGAUUUACUUCUUCAUGUUUAAAUUUUUUUUUUAAUUUAGCAACAUGCUAAAUCUAAAAAGAACAACUAACUUGCUUAAAAAAUAAGAGUUGAAACAAAGGCUGCUAAGUCCAAGGGGAGGCAAUGUAAGUAAUGCUCUUUGGGAGUUUAGUUCCAGGCCAGCUUUCAGAGGCACUACUGUUCUGUCUGGAUUCUCAACCCUCAUCUCCCUCUCUCUUCCCUCAUCCCCUAAAAAAAGAGACAAAGAUAAAGCUUCUGUUUCCCUAAAGUCUUACUAGUAUCAGCCACUCCAGGGGAGAAGAACUGGAUCUAUAUAUGGCCACCCCCUAUUUCCAUCCGUAUACUUAUUUUCCCCUGAUUUGCAUUUUGUUGUGAAAAAAAAUCAUACUUAUGAAAACAGUUGUAAAAUGAAAGGUUAUGGGGUAGUUCAGCAACUUUUUCACAGCUAGCCUUGAGAAGCUGGGGAGGACUUAAGGCCCAGUUUAGUCUCUUAUGUACAGCUUCAGGGCUGUCCCUUUCUCAGUUCAAUUUUAAGCAAUGUCUCACUUCAUAGAUCAGGGGUUAGGAUUCAGAUAGGUGUCUAAAUAAACUAGUGGGACCUCUCACUGAAUCAGAUUAACCAGAUUUUAGAAAGUCUUUUUAAUUUAUAUUAUUGCCCUCCUCACAUUUUGAAGUGAUCUAAAUUGGAAAUAAUUUUUCUUGGUGCCUUAUUGGUUUAUGCUUGCAAACCUUUAUCAUAUUUUCACGUGACCAUUGCCGGCGAUCAGGGCCUGUGUGUGUGUGUUGUGUGUAAUUGUGUGCAUGUACAAGCUUAAAUAAUGUGCCGACAGCACUGUUUCAACGUUGGUAUUCAUUAGGUUGUUUCCUCCUGGGCCAGGGCUGCACUAAUCCUGACACUGGCUGCCAGGAGAAAACCUCGUGGCUCACACACCGAACCCUAGUAGCAGCAUCUGUGACCUGCACUCUCCAGCACAGAAUGGGAACCCCAGAGCUAGGAAACAUAGUUGUGUAUUUUAAUGAACUGCUACCCCUGCUAAAGCAGCUUCUUUCACUUUUGUGCUCUACAGAAAGACCAAGGGGUGGGGGGAGGGAGGAGGGACAAAGCUUUGAAUAACUGCUUUCUAACACCGAAUGUGGCAAACAGGACAGAGAACAUCACAACUGUAGGCAGGUGUGUGGGACAGUGGCUAAGAAUUGCCUGUUCCCUCCACAUUGCCCUUUCUUGUCUACAAAGUCCAAUCAAGUGAUCCUGAGAAAGAAAUCUGCCUGGGUCGGGGAGGAUGGUUGUGAAAGAAGAAACUACCAAGACAUUAAAGAAGGGUGAAGGGUAGGCAGGAUAUAAGUAAGUAACCUGACUCAAAACUCUCAAAAUCUUCUAGCAGCUUGAUGACAAUUACAGAAUUUAUUUCAGCCAGAUCAUGUCUGUUUGUGGUACAUCAUUUAAGACAAUAUUACUUCAUGUUGUUACAAACUGUUUGUAUAGUCUGUACGUUCUGUGGAUGUGUAUAUACAUAAUAUAUAUUAUAUAUAUGAGAGAUUUAGUGACUUUUGAUACGGGUUUGGUGCAGGUGAAUUUAUUACUGAGCCAAAUGAGGCACAUACUGAGUCAGUAGUUCGAGUCCAGGGCAUUCAAUACUUUUUAUGAUUUCCAUAUAUGUAUAGUGCCUGUGCCAUGCAGUAUAGUCACUGUCAUGUUAAAUCCAGAACUUACAAAUCAGAGCCAGUGAUAUUUUGUUUGUAGACAAUCAACUUGAAUCUAUAAAUUAUUACUGGCAGAUGAUUAUAAGUCUGAAUCCAUAACACUAACAAAAGCAAACCCAGAGCAUCUUGAUAAGAAGUUUUUGUUUCUGUUUUGUUCCUGGGAGUCAGUAGAACAGCAGUUGUAUGUGGUUAUGUUAGUCUCAAGAUAAUUUGUUGACCUUAUUAUUUCAGAAUAAUUUUGUAUGUAUUAUAUUUGUGGGAAGGUAAAAUAAUGGUUUGAGAUUUUUAUCAAAUAUGGAGAUUAGUUAUUUAUGAACAACAAAGAAAUGUCUAUUUUUGUUUCUUUGUUCCCAAUUAAUGUAGAUAAAUUUUAAAAUGCAUUAAAGCAAUGGUAAAGAAAAUAAAAAGAUGCUGUAGA